CUCCGCCCAUUCACUGCGUGUGCCGCCGCCCGCACUCCGUCCGGCUGAGUUGGAUCCACCGCCGAGGAGCGAUCUCAGCGCCGCGCUCAUUGCCAGGAUGACAGUCAAGCUUUAUCUGCUUCUGUUUAUCAGUCAACUGCCUGUCCUGUUUAAUGCGUUAUCCGGGUGUGUUGACGCAUCGACAACACAAACCAAUCACACUCCACAGCCACAGAGAAAAGCGUUUAUCAGGGGAGAUGAAGCCCUCAGUUUCUUGGGACGGCGUCUCCUAUACAAUCAGUGGGAUUUUGAAAUAUUCACCCAAGGAAAUCUCGAAAGAGAGUGUUAUGAAGAAAUAUGCAACUUUGAAGAGGCACGAGAGGUUUUUGAAGAUGAUAAGAAAACACUUAGCUUUUGGAAAGUAUACUCAACAAAGGGCCCUUAUGCUAACUCAGGAAUUACAGCUGACGUUACUACAAUUCUGACAGCUUUCUUUGGCACUCUGAUAGUUUUAAUUGUGUUGGGGUUGUUCCUCUGGUAUUGCUGCAAGCACAGAUCCAAAGAUCAGAAUAGGACAAGGAGGACUGAAGAAACCUCCGUGUAUCUUAUGCCCAUUCUUGGAAACCCAAAGUCAGCUCUACCUACCUAUGAGCAAGCGCUUAUGGCAACUGGACAACAUGAUGCUCUUCCACCUCCCUACCCAGGGUCACCUUCUGGUUCCUGAAAAUCCCAUUGCUCCAGAAAACGAAUAGACAAAUUAGUCUUGAUAAAAAAAUUGGCACUAAUAGAAAACAUUUAUAUAUGGUGUAUUUUUAAUAAUGAAAUAUGCACUAUAAAAAUUACAUUAAUUACUGUUUGUAUUUGAAUAUGUGAUAUUUGUAUAUAACUAUGUGGAUGUAAAAUUCUUCAGAAAUGAUACAAAAAAUGUUGGUUUAUUUUUCGUAGUUUAACUUUUUUCAAACACUUUCUUAAUCUAUUAUAUGAACAAAUAACAUUUUAACUAAUGCAGUUAUAAAUCUGCAAACCAUUGACCUUCUCGACAGUUUGGCAGAAGUGUGUCUCAUUGCUUCCAAGUUGCAGGAUUUCAGCUCCAGGGAUGAUUGGAAAAUUGAAAAUAUUUGUAUUGGGCUAGAGUUAAGUAGGGCUGAGUACUUAAGCAUGUGUCUUCUAUAAUGUUUCUCAUAUAUCAAUUAUAAGUAAGGGAGAAUUAUAAUAUUUUCCUAAAAAAAUCAUCCACUAUUCCAUGUUGGUCUAGCAGCUCAGUCAGCCAAAUCAUGAACAGACUUAAAAAAACAUAGUCUUCAAAAGCUGCUUCACACUAAAAAGCUUACUGAUCCUGGAAUUUCAAGGCUUAAUUACCUAACAACUUUCCCUUUCAACUAGUGCAGGUCUUCAAGUCUGACUAUCAAAAUCAAAACUCAGAUAAGUACAGACCUGCAUUCCUCUCAUCAACCAGCUCUGAGCUUGGUUUCCAUUGUAAUUCAUGGUCUUGUAACAUUUCAGCCACAUCAACAAGAGCUGACUUUGGAGCAAUCCAUUGUCACCUUUAUUCAAUUUCUCUCUCUGUCAAUGCCCCCAGCAUUGAGUUGAAACAUUAGUUGUUGAUAUUUAUAGCAUUCACAGCCACAUUGAGAAACUGGCAUGUCAGGUUAGCUGGUAUCCUGAACAUGUCACUUGCAUCCCACGAAUACAAUAUUAUGAUAUCAAAUGGAUUGAUUAUAUUCCUAACACUAUUUACUCAAUAUUUUCUUGUUCCUGUGAUGUCAGAAUUUUGUAUUUGCUCAAGUCUAAAGAAAGACUUUGCUCUGGGCUUUACAUUAUGUACUAAUUCAAUACUAUUGAUAAACGAUGAAUCAUGGGUUUUGACAAAGGAUUACUAAUAUGGAGAAGGAUCUAGUCACGGAGUAGAAGGUUAGUGAGGUUAGAAUAAUUUCUGCUAAUUAAUUUACACUACAAGUAUACUUCAACUGACAAUAUGUCCUAUACUUGAAUUGAUCUGGACUUUCAAUGGAACCCAUAAAUUACAUUGGGGGUGCAUAGGUAAAUGUUUGAAAUGAGGAAAAGUUGUGCAUUAUAAAUUUUUGGGCACCACAUCGAUAUCCAAGAACACUUAUUAGUCACCACCGCCGGACAGGAAUAUACUUGAAUUUGUGCAAGUUUAGAUGAUGGUUUAUCAACUCCAAACUCGCUCAACCUCUUUUGUUUCCUCCUUGAAGACAUCUAUACAAUCUUACUGUGAAAGCAACUCGACUGUGCUUUAGGUCUUUUGGGGAACUAUUAAUUGAAUUCACCUAUUCACAUAAUUGAGUAUAGACCAAGAACAUUCCACACUCAUCCUCAUAUCUGCUGAAUCAUCCAUCAGGCUGAGGUUUGAGUCAUUGUACAUUAGAGAAAAAAAUAUUGGUUUAAAGUUCUAUUUUUGCGAGACUGCGACUGGAAGUUUCAUGUGAAUUGAUGUGAUGCCAUUUGCAAAUGUACAAUCUGUCAGCACUGUUCAGAAAGUCUUGUCUGUGAAUAAUACCAUUUGGAUAAACUUGUGAUAAUGAAGGGAGCUUCUGGAAUUGUACCGUGAGAGACAAUACUUUCAGUAGAUGGUAUAAGAGGAGCAUAAAAUACCUGCCAUGUCACUUCUAGUAUUCUGGGUAUUAAUUGUUGUUGUUACCAUUCUGACUAAUUAAGCUCAGAUAAGUUGUCUCAGGAAAUCUUUUUGCCGUACAAAAAAAAUGAAAGGAAAUGAAAGGACUUUAGUGACUUACCUCAAGAUUUGGGUGCCUAUUUAGGAAGGUUUGUAUUGAAGAUGUGCAGGUCUGCAUAUCUGACUGGAAGAGAGAAACCAUUUUACUUCAAAACCUCACAUAGCCCUAAUUAAACGCAUACAUUUCUUUUAACACAGAAAUUACUUCAUGCAAAAUUCUGGGGUGGGGGGGGGACAUUCUGAUAGUUCUUUCAUACUCUAUAGGAUUAUGAAAUAGUACUGUGAAUAAAGUACAGACAGUAGUCUCUGUGUAGUCAUGCCUUUUGUGCUUAAGUCCUUAAUUAUUGUGAAAUCUGAGAGGCUUUAGUUAACUAUGAUUACAAUUUUAUUUUACUGAAUUUGCCAAAUUUAUUUUGGGGUUUGCUGUCAAAUGCAAUAGUCAUUUAGAUUUCAUUAAAGGCUUCUUUGGAAAUUUUGAGGCAAAUCGCCCUUUCUCUGGAACUGCUAGCACUAAUAUCCCAGUACUUUCUCUCCAAACUGUCUUACCCUUAACCAAAACAAACAUUACCCUUACAGAAAUUGAACAUUUUCCCCAAUAUGCUUUAGUUUCAUGUUCUUCUGUUGCAUGUUAUCUUUGAUGUCCUUUGGCUUUUUUUUCCAGGAAAUCAGCCUCCAGAGUUUUGUCUUCAAUUAAUCAACAUUCUAGAUCCUAAACCUGGGCUGUUUAAGCAAUUUCCUUCCCUGCUUUCUUGUUAAUUCAAUGGAGUAUAUAUUUGUGUUAACAGAUUGAUAACUAUUUGUAAAAUGUUUUGAUUCUAAAUAAAACCUGCUUUCAUC
Pristis pectinata (smalltooth sawfish) is the source of this 3511-nucleotide messenger RNA. It is a transcript of the gene prrg4, whose product is annotated as proline rich Gla (G-carboxyglutamic acid) 4 (transmembrane). Gene Ontology annotation, cellular component: extracellular region. NCBI's taxonomy places the organism in Eukaryota, Metazoa, Chordata, Chondrichthyes, Rhinopristiformes, Pristidae. Gene Ontology annotation, molecular function: calcium ion binding. The record is from RefSeq and is a predicted model, not a curated record. The coding region runs from base 98 to 703 and encodes 201 amino acids. The transcript is spliced from 7 exons.